AGGGUCCAGGCUCAUGAACCUGCAGUCCGCAGGGCGUUGACUCCAGCAGCGGGGGCUCCUGCGGUGGGCGGAGCCGGUGGGAGUGGGCCUGGCCGGCCGUUUUAACACAGAUGCGCUCCUCCGUCGGUCAGAGCGGGCAGGAUCCACAUCAGACGGAACCAUGACGGCACCCAGCGGCACCUACGACGUUAUAGUGGUCGGAGCUGGCAUUUCAGGUUUGAGUGCAGCAAAGCUGCUGAAGGCCAGCGGACUCAACCCUGUGGUGCUGGAAGCGCGGGAUCGGGUCGGAGGUCGCACCUUCACUGUGCAGAACAAGGAGACAAAGUGGGUGGAUCUAGGAGGAGCCUACAUUGGACCGACUCAGAACCGAAUCUUUCGACUGGCCAAAGAGUACGGCAUUAAGACCUACAAAGUCAACGAGCAGGAGAACCUGGUCCAUUAUGCCAAUGGGAGGUCGUACCCAUUCAAAGGCUCCUUUCCCCCCAUGUGGAACCCCUUUGUCUUGUUGGACUUCAACAACCUCUUUAGAACCAUGGAUGAGAUGGGCAAGGAGAUUCCCAGGGAGGCCCCUUGGAGAGCUCCACAUGCCGAAGAGUGGGACAAGAUGACCAUGCACGAACUGUUCCAGAAGAUCUGUUGGACCAGCGCCGUUCGUCGCUUCGCCACGCUUUUCGUCAACGUGAACGUGACAUCUGAACCGCAUGAGGUGUCAGCCCUGUGGUUCCUCUGGUAUGUGAAACAGUGUGGAGGAACCAUGAGGAUCUUCUCCACCACCAAUGGGGGACAGGAGAGGAAGUUUGUCGGAGGCUCCAGUCAGAUCAGCGAGUGCAUGGCCAACGAGCUGGGGGAGCGAGUCAAGCUGCAGUCUCCGGUCUACAGGAUCGACCAGACCGGGGAGACGGUGCUGGUGGACACGGUGGACAAACAAACCUACAGGGCUAAAUAUGUCAUCAUAGCCACGCCUCCUGCUCUGAACCAGAAGAUGCACUUUAACCCCGAGCUGCCCCCACUGAGGAACCAGCUGAUCAGCCGCGUCCCGAUGGGCUGUGUCAUCAAGUGCAUGGUGUAUUACCGAGAGAACUUCUGGAGGAAGAAGGGUUUCUGUGGCAGCAUGGUGAUUGAAGAGGAGGAGGCUCCCAUCGGCCUGACGCUUGACGAUACAAAGCCUGAUGGGACAGUUCCUGCUAUCAUGGGAUUCAUCCUGGCCCGGAAGUGCCGGAAGCUGGCUGACCUGACCAAGGAGGAGAGGCUGAAGAGGAUCUGUGAAAUCUACUCCCGGGUUCUGGGCUCAGAGGAGGCUCUGCAUCCUGUCCACUACGAGGAGAAGAACUGGUGUGAGGAAGAGUACUCUGGGGGCUGCUACACUGCCUAUUUCCCUCCAGGAAUCCUGACCCAGUAUGGCAGAGUCUUGAGAGAGCCGGUUGACAGGUUGUACUUUGCUGGAACGGAGACGGCGUCAGAGUGGAGUGGUUACAUGGAGGGCGCGGUGCAGGCAGGAGAGAGAGCCGCUAGAGAGGUCUUGUGUGCGAUGGGUAAAAUCCACCAGAGUCAGAUCCACCAGCCAGAACCUGAGAGCAAGGACGUGCCAGCCCUCCCGUUUGAGACCACCUUCUGGGAGAGAAACCUGCCUUCAGUUGGAGGUCUGCUGAAGCUAACAGGUGUCUCUGCUGUCCUAUGUGCUGCGGCUGCUGCUAGCCUGGUGCUGCACAAGAAGGGCCUCCUUCCCCGAAGCUAAGCUGCUAGCGCCUAUUAGCUAGCUUUGCUGCUUCUCAGUAACAUGACUCAACACUUGACGUCUGAGGGAACUCCACAGCUGUAGGAUGACUAAUGGUUUGACCCUACAGUGAGUUCACAGAAGCAAGGGGCUAAUUAGAGGUUAAGAGAUGUAUUCUCAGCAGAGAGAAGACUAAGAGUAAAAAAUCAGUCAAGCCAGUGAUUUAAGAAGUAAGAAAUAAACAGAAAAAUCUCAUUCUGCUCCAGAUGUUACCAUAAAAAAUGAUGUGGUGUCAGAGUUGUGUGUGUGUGUGUGUGUGUGUGUGUGUGUGUGUGUGUGUAGGUGGUCUCCUAGACUGUGUUUGUGGUGAUUUUUUGUGCCUUAGUGGAUGUUUGUAUGUCACUACUUUCUGAAGUGCCUGUGUAACUCUGACUGUUUAUGCCCCUCCCACUCUGAUCCUUACUGCCACAUCUCAUUGGUUCCUUUCUACAGGUGACCUAAACAUUUGUUAUGUCACAGGCUACUUGAGUAAUGUCCGCAAAGUAAAAAUAGCUCAGGUAAAUCCAGGUGUUUAAUCCCAGAGUGCUGAUUGAUCAAACGUGUGUGUGUGCGCGUGUGCACGUGUGCGUGUGCGUGUGUGUGUGUGUGUGUGUGUGUGUGUGUGUGUGUGUGUGUGUGUGUGUGUGUGUGUGUGUGUGUGUGUGUGUGUGUGUGUGUGUGUGUGUGUGUGUGUGUGUGUGUGUGUGUGUGUGUGUGAUGACCUUUGACACACCUUCGUUACACUUGGUGGAGCAGAUCAGACACUAAACCUGAUCCAGCUCGGUCUAGAACAUUCUGAGCCUUCCUAACUGUAGCUGUGAGCUGUACUUUGGUGUUGCUGAUUCUUUAAACAAAGGUGAUGAGAUUCAACAGAGAAAAAUGUGAAAUAAAUCUUUUAUUCAUCUGAA
This is a messenger RNA of Nothobranchius furzeri (turquoise killifish), 2661 nucleotides long. It is a transcript of the gene maoa, whose product is annotated as monoamine oxidase. NCBI's taxonomy places the organism in Eukaryota, Metazoa, Chordata, Actinopteri, Cyprinodontiformes, Nothobranchiidae. Gene Ontology annotation, molecular function: flavin adenine dinucleotide binding; primary methylamine oxidase activity. Gene Ontology annotation, cellular component: mitochondrion. The record is from RefSeq and is a predicted model, not a curated record.